AGGAGUAUCAUCAUCCUGAGGAGAGACGGAAACAGUUAAAAAAAGUGCUGUGAAGUUCUGGAGUUAAUGUCAACAGGAGUGGCAAGCAGCCAACUUACUGCCUCCACAUCUCCUCUCUCAGCAGCAUCAUGUAGGUCAGUUCUUCCUACCUGCACAUUAAAAAUGUGCCUAAAACAGCCCUACAAUCUCCAA
Geodia barretti is the source of this 192-nucleotide messenger RNA. The record is from the annotation of a GenBank genome assembly. NCBI's taxonomy places the organism in Eukaryota, Metazoa, Porifera, Demospongiae, Tetractinellida, Geodiidae.